Symbiodinium sp. CCMP2592 is the source of this 225-nucleotide messenger RNA. The record is from the annotation of a GenBank genome assembly. Lineage: Eukaryota; Dinophyceae; Suessiales; Symbiodiniaceae.
AUGCCCACAAGGGCUGGUGAGGACGCUUUCUAUGAGAGCAUGCAGCUGAUCGAGUGGCCCACACAGAGCAAGUUGCGUGAGGUUCCCUUAGAGUUUCGGAUGGGGUACAUCGAGGGCGAGUGGCCACGUGGCAUCCUUGCCGGGAGCACACAGACUUUCUUUACCUGCCACGAGAUUGAUGAGUACACUGAAACCGUCUUCGUUUUCGCGACCCCGGAGAUAUAA